CUGCGUAUGUGCAUAAAUUGAUUUAGCAAUUCACUUUUAUAGGUUUAAUUUAUAUGACUGGAUUAUAAAAGGGAUAAUCUAACAAAUUAGUUUAUUUGUACUCAUGCCCUUUAUCAGAUAAUACAGUUAAAAUAGAAGACACCACGAUCACUGAUGAUGCAAAAUUGUUUUAAUAUCAAAGCGGAUAAAGAAGCAAACGUUGAAUUAGACGCCGCGGUAGACAGUUGUUAUUAUCUAACUUUCUCCUUUGACAAUCUUAAAUGUUCCGGAACUGAAGAAACAUUUUGUAAAGAAAUUAAUACUGGAGAAACCUCAGAAACUGAUCAAACAUUUGUUAAAGAGAGGUAUAUCGAAGUUACAGAUGAAACAACAGAUGAAAAUGAUCCCAUCUCAAAUUUGCAGGCACAUGCGCACGCAGGAACUAAUUUGCGAAUUAUGCCGAGACAGCCUUAUGACCGGUGGAACCUAAACUUACUUCUGGUGCAACUGUCAAAAGAGACAACUGUCGAAGAAUUGGAUAUAAUCAAGUUCCUCAUGGAAGGUAUGGAUGAUGAUUGUGUUUCAACUAUCAAGGUCUAUGAUCUUCUGCAAGCAAGAAAGUUCAUCACAAUGAACGACCUGCUCUAUCUUCAAAUGAUUAUGGCUGUUCUAAGAAAGGACUCGCUUAUUGCCAUGGUCUACAAGUUCGCCCAAAGCCAAAGUAAUGUGCUACACUUUGAUCCACCUUUAACAGACUUAGUUAUCUGUGAUAGUUUGGUAGAAGUGGGCGUUAGGGGAGCUGAUUUCCAUCGUUACUCAUCAACCCAACUCCACGAGCUUGCUAUUCGCAUAAAACAGAUUGUCGAGGCAUUUAUAAAAUUUGAGGGGUCUCCUUGCAGCUGUAGACUCGUAAUACCAUGUUGUCUUGGUGAGAGCUUUUAUGAUGAGAUGCAGACGGACGUUGAAAAAACUGCUGAUUCAAAAUCACAAAAAGACAAACAAAUGGGAAGUCGAAGAAGCAAAUCACGCACUUACUGCUGUGACAUUGGAAUACAGACUGAUCAAGAACUUGGAGAUAAUGCUGACUUCGGCAAUCAACAAGUAUUGGAAAGAGAAAAUACAAACCUAAAAAGACAAUUGACCGAAGCCAACCACCAUAUUCAAGCACAAUCAGAGGAACUCACAGAACUGAAAAAUAAAUUAGACACUAUGGACGCCCAGCAUCGUCAAAAUUGCCACGGAUCUUUGCAGGAGGUUGAAAUACUGAAUAUCAGCGGCAAUUGUUAUGUGAAUGGAUUAGAUCUAAAGAAUACAGAAUAUGAAUUGAAUUCUUUGAAGAAAGAACAUGAUGUUCUGUUUAUGAAAUCAGUAGAAACUUUAGAGAAACAUAACGAAACCUUGCAAAAUUAUAAAGAGGCUGUAAAAGAAAACAGGGAGCUGAAAGUUGAAAAGACAAAUACAGAGAUACAAAUGGGCAUACUGCAGAGGAACAUCGAGGAACUGGAGGAAAAACUGAGGAUACGCAUUGACGAAGAAAACUCUCUCAUCAUUGGCCUAAGAAAUGAACUGGAACUUACGACGGCCAGUUUGCUUAAUGUGCAAAAUGAUAAAAGAUUGUCCGAGCUGAAAACGUGUUUGGAACAGAUAGCAUCCAUGUCUAUGACAGUAAAGAAAGUUUAUGGAAACAAAUGA
Ruditapes philippinarum (Manila clam) is the source of this 1671-nucleotide messenger RNA. RefSeq lists its product as uncharacterized. Bases 154 to 1671 code for a protein of 505 amino acids. Gene Ontology annotation, molecular function: protein binding. Lineage: Eukaryota; Metazoa; Mollusca; Bivalvia; Venerida; Veneridae. The record is from RefSeq and is a predicted model, not a curated record. Gene Ontology annotation, biological process: regulation of apoptotic process. The transcript is spliced from 4 exons.